Messenger RNA from Anisakis simplex (herring worm), 321 nucleotides. The record is from the annotation of a GenBank genome assembly. NCBI's taxonomy places the organism in Eukaryota, Metazoa, Nematoda, Chromadorea, Rhabditida, Anisakidae.
GCUUCGUUGGCCAAAAGAUAUCCUGAAAUUAACGUCUCGGCGAGUGUGAUUGAAGAGGACGUGCUGAGAGCCGUAUCGAGGCCGAUUCAAGCGAAUAUUUUGACGAAACAACAGGAAUUGUUGAAUGGACCGCCGGCAUAUUUGUGGAAUUAUUUAAGGAGAUCGGGAAUGGUGCGUUUGGUAUUUAUUUGUGUGCUCGGCACUAUGAUAUAUAUUAUUUUUAUUAUUUUUAUUAUUGUUAUUGUUAUUAUUAUUGCUCUCGACACUAUCAUAUAUAUUAUUUUUAUAAUUUUUAUUAUUAUUUAUUAUUGGUCUCGAUGA